Messenger RNA from Jatropha curcas, 817 nucleotides. RefSeq names its product Sugar isomerase (SIS) family protein. The record is from RefSeq and is a predicted model, not a curated record. Gene Ontology annotation, molecular function: carbohydrate derivative binding; isomerase activity. NCBI's taxonomy places the organism in Eukaryota, Viridiplantae, Streptophyta, Magnoliopsida, Malpighiales, Euphorbiaceae. Gene Ontology annotation, biological process: carbohydrate derivative metabolic process.
AAACUGAGCGAUGUAGCAUGUCCAGUUGAUAGUAGCCACGCUAAUGGCCAUCGAAGGCUCCUCUCUAGCCACACAAAUAUGCACUCACAUAGCCUCCAUCUUCUCCAGACCAACCAAUCCCCACCCACCACCGCUGGACCUUAUGGUCACAGUUAUUUCUGAGACUGCUGCUCAAAACGGCAGCGUCUUCCUCUAUGGAGUAGGAAGGGAGGGCCUGAUGCUCAAGGCACUUUGCAUGCGGCUGGCACAUCUGGGCCUCUCCACCCACUUGGUUUUCGACAUGACCACUCCCCCGAUCACAUCCAACGAUUUACUCAUCGCCUCUGCAGGACCUGGAGGAUUCUCCACCGUCGAUGCUUUAUGCUCGGUGGCACGAUCAAACGGUGCCAGAGUUCUACUUUUGACAGCGCAGCCUGAAACGGGAUCGUGUGUGAAACAUGCCAGCGUGGUUUGCUAUGUGCCGGCGCAGACCAUGGCGGAUGAUAGAGAGGUGAAAUCGCGACCGUUGCUGCCGAUGGGGAGUGUUUAUGAGGGAGCUUUGUUUGUUUUGUUUGAGAUGGUGAUCUACAGAUUAGGUGAAGUUUUGGGUGAAAGCCCUGAGACCAUCCGAUCUCGACAUACCAAUCUUGAAUAAAUAUGUUAUCUUGCUUAUGACUUCCUUGCGCCUCGUAUCUAUCAUAUUAAUUUGCAUACUUAGAAGGAGAGACUUGUACUCAGUCUUCGACGUCGUUUUAUUCGGUGCUACUUAAUGUAAAUCUUUUUAGUUUUAUGAAAUUGCAACCUUUAAAAAUUGCAUUACAAAUUAGGGACAUGUUAA